Leishmania mexicana MHOM/GT/2001/U1103 is the source of this 1044-nucleotide messenger RNA. RefSeq lists its product as hypothetical. The transcript has a single exon. The record is from RefSeq and is a predicted model, not a curated record. Gene Ontology annotation, molecular function: RNA binding. Bases 1 to 1044 code for a protein of 347 amino acids. Gene Ontology annotation, cellular component: ribonucleoprotein complex. Lineage: Eukaryota; Euglenozoa; Kinetoplastea; Trypanosomatida; Trypanosomatidae.
AUGCAGAACAGCCCCGUGCUUGUCAUGGGCUCGUCCCGCUGCCCUACGCAGAUGCAGUUCUACACGCCGAGCAGCACGAACCUCUUCGUCCGCUACCUGCCCCGCGAGGUGGACGACAACCGUCUGCGCGAGAUCUUCUCCGCCUUCGGCAACAUCACCUCGUCGAUGGUGAUGCGCGACAUCUACAGUGGCCAGAGCCUUGGAACGGCGUUUGUGCGCUACGAGGAGCACGAGGAGGCGCUGCGCGCGAUGCGUGAUGCCCACGGGAUGCCGCUGCUGGGCAAGACGGUGUCUGUGCAGUGGGCGAAGCAGCAGCACGACGACACGCCAGCUGGGCAGGAGCGGCUGAGGAUGAACAAGCUGUUCCUGCGCAACGUGCCGCUGGAGGUGACGGAGGAGGACCUGGUCCAUCUUGUGAGCCCCUACGGCUCUGUGAGGAAGGUGACGAUGCACAAUGACACAGCCCCACUGAUCGACGCGACGGAGCGCCGCCGCAUCGUCUUCAUCACCUUUUCCGAGCAAGGCGCUGCAGAGGCUGCGCUGCUUGCGGUGCACAACACCUGUGCCUUCCACCAGUGCCGUGGCAUCCCGCUGAUGGGGAAGCUGAUCAACGACGCCGUCAAGUCAAAGAGGCACCGCAUGAACGCUACUCGUUACCACAACAUCCCCACCGAAUUUGCCACCAACAGCCCGGCGACCGCUUCUGUGCGUUCCUCUCGCUUGGCUGUCGCGCCGCUUAAUGCUGCAGACAUAAUGAAUGUGACGCGAAAGAUGUCGCUGGAGUCGUUUACUCCAUCACAAGUGCCCCAGUUCAUCUCUUCUUCCGAGGAGUCUGUGGCAAACACGCCAAGUCGCUCUUGCGGUGGCUUGCAGUGGGACAUGGCGGCAGUGUUGCACUCGCGUGCUUCCCCGGCGGCGGUCCCUCGGCCGAGCGGCUGCGACUCCUCGGACUCAUCCCUGCCGCGCAGCAGCAGUGACGUGAGCUACAGCUCGCGCUUUUGUCACAACCCGUACUCAAUGUUAGGUGAGAAGACGUAUGUGUAA